CCCACGACUUAUUCCUACGGCGCCGCGGAGUUUGCUGGGUUUUGGGCUGGUGCUGGUUGGGAUACCCUGAGUGGCGAGGCUGGUUUCGAGGGCGCGCGCUUGCUCUUACCCCCCGACAAGACGCGAGAUGUCCACUGCUGGGGCGCUUGGCAUGGAUAGUGUAGAAUUGUCGCUGCUACUGCUACUGCUACUGCUGUCACUGUCAUUGUCACUGUCACUGUUACUGUUUAUCUCAGCGUUGGACCCCCCCGCCUGGUCUUGUUCUUCGUCCUCGGUUUUUUUUCGUUUUUCGCUUCGAGACGCUCGCUCGCUUGUACGCUUGUUAUGGGGUUCUGUGGCUUUGGGAGGUGCGAGGUCGAACGCAUGCUUCGGCAGGUCCGAUGGGUUAGGUUGGUUGGGGUGCGUGGCAUGUACGAUAUGAUGGUUAAUCCAAUGGAACAGUGAUUUGUACCGAAUG
Messenger RNA from Boeremia exigua, 457 nucleotides. RefSeq lists its product as uncharacterized. Bases 128 to 421 code for a protein of 97 amino acids. The transcript has a single exon. The record is from RefSeq and is a predicted model, not a curated record. Lineage: Eukaryota; Fungi; Ascomycota; Dothideomycetes; Pleosporales; Didymellaceae.